This is a messenger RNA of Tigriopus californicus, 1423 nucleotides long. RefSeq names its product zinc finger protein 43-like. NCBI's taxonomy places the organism in Eukaryota, Metazoa, Arthropoda, Copepoda, Harpacticoida, Harpacticidae. Gene Ontology annotation, molecular function: RNA polymerase II cis-regulatory region sequence-specific DNA binding; DNA-binding transcription factor activity, RNA polymerase II-specific. Gene Ontology annotation, biological process: regulation of transcription by RNA polymerase II. The record is from RefSeq and is a predicted model, not a curated record. Gene Ontology annotation, cellular component: nucleus.
AUUGGAAAUCGUGCUGACCGAACUCCAGGAUGAAGCCACGCCCACGUCCGAAAAGCUCGAUCUGCUGCAGGAAGAGGAAGAGACGCCUCUCAUGGUUUUGACUCCACCCAAGAAAGGUGGCCGUCCCAAGAAGUUUGCCACGGGCACCAAGUUCCAAUGCCCGCAAUGUCAGAAGACCUUCUCUUGCAACGGCAACUUGACCAAACACAUGGUACUCCAUGCGGUGGACAAGCCCUUCAAAUGCGACAUUUGUCCCAUGCAGUUCAAUCAGGCGCGGGACCUUCGAGCCCAUCGUAUGCAGAACCAUUCGUCGGAAAGGCCGCAUACUUGCCAAGUCUGUGGGAAAGGCUUUGUUCACAAAUUCUAUCUGGAGGAGCACACUUCCUAUCAUACGGGUGAGCGCCGCUUUCAAUGCGGCAUCUGCGGCAAGCAGUUCCAAUCCAACUCGGUGUUGAACAAGCAUCAAAGUCGCCACAAUGAGAAGAAGGACCACAAGUGUCAUCAAUGCUCCAAGGCCUUCACCGUCAUCGCCGAUCUCCGGGCUCACGUCAAGUUCGUCCAUGAGAAAUUGGACCACGAACCCGCCAUUCCUGUCUUCCAGCCGAAAUCCGGAUUGAGUCGACAUGACGUGCCCGAAAACUACGAGUACAUUAUUCCGGAUCCCGUGCUCCCUGAGCCUCCCGAUGCUCUGGAACUGGAUCCGGCCGGGUAUCCAGUUUAUGUCAAGCCCAAGCCGGUUUUGCGAAUGGUCAAAUCCGAAAGUCGACGGGCUAGUAAGCGAAUGAACACGCGCUCGGACACCAAGAAGAACCCCGAGCUCUUAGAUGUUGACGUGACCUCGGCGGUUCAUUUGACUGGAGAGAUUCUGCCGGAGCCAAUUCUUCCCAAUGUCCCGUCAUCAACCUCCACGUCCACAUCGACAUCGUCUUCGUUGAUGAUGAGUGAAGGCCUGGGGCCCACCAUGGGCCCAGAGAUGUCACAAUCCUCGGAUGAACAAGAGCGCAUGCGACUCCUCCGCGAAUUCGAGAUCCAACAACAAAUCGAGGAUUGGAUGGUCUCACAAGGUGUCAUUCUCGGCGGACCCGGUCUGCAUCCAGAUGGACUGAACAUCCCUAAAUUGUCAGAUAUGAUGGUGAAUCCUGAGCCGGUCUCCACGGGUUCGUCGGUGGGUUCGGAAUUGGUCGUCCCGCAGUUCUCGUCCACCAACCCGACACCGGCCGGUGUGACGAAUGUGAACCAAAUGUUGCUUCACCCGACCAGCCAUGUGGGUAUCAAUCUACCCACCCGACCCGACACGGAUGCUAUCCUCGAUUAUGUGAGCUCGAGCCACAAAUAGAGACUGGCUAUUUGUUGAAUACGCUUUGUGAAAAUUGCUCAAGGCCAAGAUGAAUGAGAUUCAAGAAAUGUGUUUCGUUUCAAGAUA